Molecule: messenger RNA, 1175 nt
Organism: Mytilus californianus (California mussel)
Lineage: Eukaryota; Metazoa; Mollusca; Bivalvia; Mytilida; Mytilidae
Product: universal stress protein Slr1101-like
Exons: 4
Coding region: 111-572 (153 amino acids)
Source: RefSeq, a predicted model, not a curated record
GUUCUACCUUGACCUCGUCGAUAUUGUAAACGUAGGUGUAUACGCAUUAGAUCUAUAGAUACUUUUCAUCUACUUUCGGGUUGAGUUUACCAUUUUAACCAAAGCUAACAAUGUCUGAAGGAAGAAAAGUCGUCAUUGCUAUGGAUGGAAGUGAUUACUCAGAUUACGCAUUUGAUUGGUUUAUGAAGAAUGUGCACAAACCAAGCGAUCACGUGAUAUUUGUUCAUGUUCCUGAAUAUCACACUGUUGUUCAGUCACCAAUGGUUAUGGCUGACGUGACAGUGUUAACAGAUCUGUGGCAGGAAGAGGAAAAACGAAUUAAAAAACUGCUGGAAACUUUAGGACAGAAAAUGAAGGACCAUGGAAUCGGUGGUAAAGUAAAGAGUGUAAGUGGAAGUCCAGGUGAAGUCAUCUGUAAGGUAGCCAAAGAGGAAGCAGCUGGGAUGAUUGUCAGUGGAACCAGGGGUAUGGGAACAAUAAGAAGAACAUUCCUGGGUAGUGUUAGUGACUAUGUCAUCCACCACGCCCAUAUACCAGUACUGGUUGUACGUCAUCAUGAACAACAGAAGUAGACAUUUUAGUAUUAUCAAAUGGUGCCAGUUUGACACAAAGAACUGAUUUACGCACCAAGACUGUAACAAAUGAACAGCUAUAUGAGUUCUUUAUUAUAACAAAUAUAAGUUUUAAACUUCAGUUGAUUGAUUGAUUGAUUGAUUGGUCUACUAUAGACGGAAAAGAUUCUGAGACUUGAAUGGAAAGUUUAACUCUGGUUUAAUUUAAUGGUUGUUGUCUAUGUGGGAACAUAUUUUUUUAUUUUUUAAAUUUACUUUGUAUAUGUUUUGUAUGUUAUAUAUAGAUUCAUGUAACCCUUUUUGAAUACAAAUCAUAUAAUCUACAAUUCAAAAUAAAUAAAAACACAAAUCAUAGUCUACAAAAAGAAAAUUGUUAAUGUAAAAUAAUUUACUGUUGAAUCCAAGAAUUAUUUCAAAAAUAUAAUAAGAAAAAUAAAGAGAAGGUUUGGAACUAGCAUGGUUCAAUACAGAUUACUUGAAUUUAGGAAGAGUAAAAUGGAAAUCUCAGGAAUUUGACGGUAUUCAAUUAGAUAAAGAGCAUAUUAUGUGUAUUCAUGAUUUACCAUUUAUUCAGAAUUCUUAUACAAUAAAAAUUCUACACUG